CUUUCUGAAAGAGAGAUCUCUCUCCGUAGCUCGUUCUCUCUCUAUCUCAUCCUCGCUCGUCGCCUCCCUCUUCAGGAAUCAGCAGUUGUCGGUAUUACUUAAAGACCAGCCAAGAUGGUUAAGUUCACAGCCGAUGAGCUCCGGGCAAUUAUGGACAAGAAAGAGAACAUCCGUAACAUGUCUGUCAUUGCCCAUGUUGAUCACGGGAAGUCAACUCUUACGGAUUCCCUUGUGGCUGCUGCGGGUAUCAUUGCCCAAGAAGUUGCUGGAGAUGUCCGUAUGACUGAUACCCGUGCAGAUGAAGCCGAGCGUGGUAUCACCAUCAAGUCCACCGGUAUUUCGCUCUACUAUCAAAUGAGUGAUGCAUCUCUGAAGAGCUACAAAGGUAUGAGGGAUGGGAAUGAGUACCUGAUCAAUCUCAUCGAUUCCCCUGGGCACGUCGACUUUUCAUCUGAAGUCACGGCGGCUCUCCGUAUCACGGAUGGUGCCCUUGUGGUGGUUGACUGUAUCGAGGGUGUCUGUGUCCAGACGGAGACUGUGCUCCGUCAAGCCCUCGGUGAGAGGAUCAGACCUGUUUUGACCGUUAACAAGAUGGAUCGUUGUUUCCUUGAGCUUCAGGUUGAUGGUGAAGAGGCUUACCAGACCUUCCAGAGGGUGAUUGAGAAUGCCAAUGUCAUCAUGGCUACUUAUGAGGACCCGCUCCUCGGGGAUGUUCAGGUUUAUCCUGAGAAAGGAACUGUUGCUUUCUCCGCUGGACUGCAUGGUUGGGCCUUCACUCUCACCAACUUUGCCAAGAUGUAUGCCUCUAAGUUUGGGGUUGAUGAGUCGAAAAUGAUGGAAAGACUCUGGGGCGAGAACUUCUUUGAUCCCGCCACAAAGAAGUGGACGACCAAGAACACUGGAUCUCCGACCUGCAAACGUGGAUUUGUCCAGUUCUGUUACGAACCCAUUAAGCAGAUCAUUAACACCUGCAUGAACGAUCAGAAGGAUAAGCUAUGGCCGAUGUUGCAGAAGCUCGGUGUCACCAUGAAGUCCGAUGAGAAGGAACUGAUGGGGAAGCACCUGAUGAAGCGUGUGAUGCAGAAUUGGCUCCCGGCCAGUGAUGCUCUCCUGGAAAUGAUGAUCUUUCAUCUUCCCUCGCCUUCAAAGGCUCAGAAGUACCGUGUCGAGAAUUUGUAUGAAGGUCCUCUCGAUGACAAGUAUGCUACUGCAAUCAGAAACUGUGAUCCCGAAGGUCCUCUCAUGCUUUACGUGUCAAAGAUGAUUCCAGCUUCUGACAAGGGAAGGUUCUUUGCUUUCGGCCGUGUGUUUGCGGGGAGAGUGGCGACGGGUAUGAAGGUGAGGAUUAUGGGUCCUAACUACGUUCCGGGCGAGAAGAAGGACUUGUACGUGAAGAGUGUGCAAAGAACUGUUAUCUGGAUGGGAAAGAAGCAAGAAACUGUGGAAGAUGUUCCUUGUGGUAACACAGUGGCCAUGGUUGGACUGGAUCAGUUCAUCACCAAGAACGCGACUCUCACCAACGAGAAGGAAGUGGACGCUCACCCUAUCCGAGCCAUGAAAUUCUCGGUCUCCCCUGUCGUCCGUGUUGCCGUUCAGUGUAAGGUUGCCUCCGACCUGCCGAAGCUUGUGGAAGGUCUGAAGCGUUUGGCCAAGUCUGAUCCUAUGGUUGUCUGCUCGAUCGAGGAAUCCGGCGAGCAUAUCAUCGCCGGAGCAGGAGAACUCCACCUGGAGAUUUGUCUGAAGGAUUUGCAAGACGAUUUCAUGGGAGGUGCAGAGAUCAUCAAAUCAGACCCAGUCGUCUCCUUCCGUGAAACCGUCCUCGAGAGAUCCUGCAGGACGGUGAUGAGCAAAUCCCCGAACAAGCACAACCGUCUCUACAUGGAAGCACGGCCAUUGGAGGAAGGUCUAGCAGAAGCCAUCGACGAUGGACGCAUCGGUCCAAGAGACGACCCGAAGAUCCGUUCCAAGAUCUUGGCCGAGGAGUUCGGCUGGGACAAGGACCUCGCCAAGAAGAUCUGGGCUUUCGGCCCUGAAACCACCGGACCGAACAUGGUGGUCGACAUGUGUAAGGGAGUCCAGUACUUGAACGAGAUCAAGGACUCGGUCGUGGCAGGGUUCCAGUGGGCAUCAAAGGAAGGACCGUUGUGCGAGGAGAACAUGAGAGGAAUCUGCUUCGAGGUCUGUGAUGUGGUUCUGCACUCCGACGCCAUCCACCGAGGUGGCGGUCAGGUCAUCCCGACGGCCAGAAGAGUUCUGUACGCAUCCCACCUGACCGCCAAGCCGAGACUGCUUGAGCCGGUCUACCUGGUGGAGAUCCAAGCCCCUGAGCAAGCCCUCGGAGGAAUCUAUAGUGUACUGAACCAGAAGAGGGGGCACGUUUUCGAGGAGAUGCAGAGGCCAGGAACUCCGCUGUACAACAUCAAGGCGUAUCUUCCGGUCGUAGAGUCGUUUGGGUUUUCGGGACAGCUGAGAGCGGCGACGUCGGGACAGGCUUUCCCACAGGCAGUGUUCGAUCAUUGGGACAUGAUGUCGUCGGAUCCUAUGGAGGCUGGCUCGCAGGCUUCGACACUGGUGGCUGAGAUCAGGAAGAGGAAGGGCUUGAAGGAACAGAUGACUCCUCUCGCUGAUUUCGAGGACAGGCUGUAAGUCUUUUUUCCAUGAAAAAAAAACUCCAUCUUUAUCUCUUUCUUGUUCGACGUCGUCGUUUCAUUUUGCUGCGAGACUGCUUUAUUUUUGGUGUUUGUUUUUAUUUAUUUUUAAUGUUGACAUAGUUCUGAGUGUUUUGCCGGCGGCCGCAUUGUCGGCCGUUGAUUAUGUUCUCUCUUCUUCGGAUUUAAUUUUAAUUCUCAUUUUCCAAGUUCCA
Tarenaya hassleriana is the source of this 2863-nucleotide messenger RNA. Its product is annotated as elongation factor 2-like. The record is from RefSeq and is a predicted model, not a curated record. Gene Ontology annotation, cellular component: cytosol; ribonucleoprotein complex. The coding region runs from base 115 to 2646 and encodes 843 amino acids. NCBI's taxonomy places the organism in Eukaryota, Viridiplantae, Streptophyta, Magnoliopsida, Brassicales, Cleomaceae. Gene Ontology annotation, biological process: translational elongation. The transcript has 4 exons. Gene Ontology annotation, molecular function: translation elongation factor activity; GTP binding; ribosome binding.